AAAUCAAACGGGGGCCCUACUAAAGAUGAAGAUGCGGUUUUGCGAAGCAUAGAAUGGGAUCCACCUUAACAUUGCUUUUUCGGUGCCUUGGAGUUCGAGGAGGCUUGAGAAGAGCAUUGGCACCCGCCUUUAAAUGGGAACAAUAAGCCACCAGAUAUGGCAGCCAAAAGCCGCACCCUUUCUUCGCCAGAAACUGAAAUUUGGUGCUGCUGCACAGUUGUUCUUGGUGGCCAACCUAGCUAGAUCUAGAGAUUUCAUUGAAGAUAUCUGAGUUCUCAACUCUUCUAGGGCUAUUUAUUGCAAACUCAAAUUCUCAUAAAUUAGUUGUAUAUUUAUAAGUAACAUGGAAGGAAUUAUCGUUAGAAGGGUUAUUCCGUCAGACAACAGUUGCCUUUUCAAUGCAGUUGGGUAUGUUAUGGACCAUGACAAACACAAAGCUCGAGAGUUGAGACAGGUCAUAGCUGCAACAGUGGCAAGUGAUCCCCUACAGUAUUCUGAAGCAUUUCUUGGAAAACCAAAUGAAGACUAUUGUACUUGGAUUCUUGACCCAGAGAAGUGGGGAGGUGCCAUUGAGCUAUCAAUAUUAGCAGAUUACUAUGGGCGUGAAAUUGCAGCGUAUGAUAUUCAAACCACGCGAUGUGAUGUGUAUGGUCAGGACAAGGGGUAUUCUGAAAGAGCACUGCUGAUUUAUGAUGGGCUCCAUUACGAUGCUUUAGCUAUGACUCCAUUUGAGGGAGCACCAGAGGAAUUUGACCAAACUAUAUUUCCUGUACGGAAGGACAGGACCAUUGGGCCCGUUGAGGGGCUUGCUGUUAAUCUUGUUAAAGAACAACAAAGAAAGAGGAGUUAUACAGACACUGCGAACUUCACUUUGCGCUGUGGGGUGUGCCAGAUUGGAGUAAUUGGCCAGAAGGAGGCUGCGGAGCAUGCACAAGCAACAGGUCAUGUAAACUUUCAAGAAUAUCGAUGACUGAAACUGCAAAGUACACAUUAGCAGAUAUUUCAGGCCUCUCAUGAACUAGCCAAAUGAAUUGUUAUGUGGGUCAAUUAAAUAAGUUGGUCAUUGGAUAAGGACCAAUAAAUGUUUUAAUAUUUUUACUUGAGAAACUGUUGUAUAAUUGUGUUGUGUUGCUGAGUUAUCUAUGAUUAUAAUAUAUGUAUUUAUUAUCCCACUAAUUCAAAA
Tripterygium wilfordii is the source of this 1183-nucleotide messenger RNA. Its product is annotated as OVARIAN TUMOR DOMAIN-containing deubiquitinating enzyme 2-like. NCBI's taxonomy places the organism in Eukaryota, Viridiplantae, Streptophyta, Magnoliopsida, Celastrales, Celastraceae. Bases 344 to 970 code for a protein of 208 amino acids. Gene Ontology annotation, biological process: protein deubiquitination; endoplasmic reticulum unfolded protein response. Gene Ontology annotation, cellular component: nucleus; cytosol. The transcript is spliced from 11 exons. The record is from RefSeq and is a predicted model, not a curated record. Gene Ontology annotation, molecular function: cysteine-type deubiquitinase activity.